This is a messenger RNA of Aphanomyces invadans, 776 nucleotides long. RefSeq lists its product as hypothetical. Bases 13 to 681 code for a protein of 222 amino acids. Lineage: Eukaryota; Oomycota; Saprolegniomycetes; Saprolegniales; Verrucalvaceae. The transcript has a single exon. The record is from RefSeq and is a predicted model, not a curated record.
UGAAGAUCGACGAUGGAGCCCAAACGGUUGCCGCCGUCGCCACGUGGAGGCAUUCCGCCGAAAUUGGAGCGUCCUGGCGUAACAUCUUCAUUGACGUCACCAAGAGCAGCUCCACUAGUCCCUCCACAGGCUCAGCCUGGAACCACAUCUACCCACACACAUUACAACGAGUCGACGUGGUUGCGGGAUGACGAGUUCAUUUGCGAUGCAUACUACGCUAGCCAGUCGAAGGCAAGGAAGACAACCUACUCGUCACCGUCUCGCCCUGUGCAAGCCGCAUUGCUUCACAGGCAGUGCGUCGAAGUCAUUGCCCAGUGCACGCAGUCGCUGAAGGAGCGACAACAGAAGAUGGCAGAGUUGACACUACCGUUCGCUCCUUUACGUAACAAAUCUGGGAUACUAACCCCUACCAGAGAUAGUCUUGCAUCGCCAAGCCCUGGAACAAGGCUGUUUGAAUCCAGCAUUUCACCAAUCCUCCCGGCAAACAACAUUCCUCAGCCGACACCCGAGCCUUUAUGCGACGUGAGGAAGCGGCUUUCGUUCCUCGACGAUUCAGAGAAUGAAGACAAGAGCUUGCAUUCCGUCACGCCGACUACCUUGUCCAGCGAUCUCUCCACCGAGUACGCCCAAGCAUCAGAUGGAGCUCCUGGUGGUAAUCUUCGUGAUGGCACGAUGUUGUGAAUUUGAACAUUUCUACUUCCACCACCAAUAUGAUUGGUUAUAAUUCCAGCAAAAUAAACCAAUCCAUGAAUUGGAAUAGAGAGCUAACAAUUCCA